Molecule: messenger RNA, 1455 nt
Organism: Triticum dicoccoides
Lineage: Eukaryota; Viridiplantae; Streptophyta; Magnoliopsida; Poales; Poaceae
Product: anthocyanidin reductase ((2S)-flavan-3-ol-forming)-like
Exons: 6
Coding region: 238-1266 (342 amino acids)
Molecular function (GO): oxidoreductase activity, acting on the CH-OH group of donors, NAD or NADP as acceptor
Source: RefSeq, a predicted model, not a curated record
UGCCACGGCCCCAUCCCAAACCCAAACCUACCUGUACCGACACCAACCUGCUUUCCUCUUCGAGUGCUCUCGCUCACGAACCCCACCGAUCAUCCACCACCUACCAAAUGCAGUCGCUGGCGUUUACCUGACAGACAGACAGCCACGAGUGGGCGCACACAAGCACCACUCCACCAGAGGGACGGAGAACUCCGGCGCUCGAGCUGCCACAGCAAGUAGCAGCGGCCGGCGGCCGAUAUGGCGUCCGCGGCAGGCGACGGGACGAGGCGGAAGACGGCGUGCGUCACCGGAGGGAACGGCUACAUCGCGUCGGCGCUGGUCAAGACGCUGCUGGAGAAAGGGUACGCCGUGAAGACCACCGUCAGAAACCCCGAUGACAUGGAGAAGAACUCGCAUCUCAAGGAUCUGCAGGCGCUCGGCCCCUUGGAGGUCCUCCGUGCAGACCUCGUCGAAGAGGGCAGCUUCGACGGCGCCGUCGCCGGCUGCGACUACGCCUUCCUCGUCGCCGCUCCGGUGAACCUCUACGCAGAGGACCCUGAGAGAGACGUGAUCGAGCCGGCCGUGCACGGAACCCUCAACGUGUUGAGGUCGUGCGUGAGAGCGGGCACGGUGAGGCGCGUGGUCCUGACAUCGUCGGCGGCCGCCGUCUCCAGCCGGCCGCUGGAGGGCGACGGCCAUGUCCUGGACGAGGAUUCCUGGUCCGACGUCGAGUUUCUUAGAUCGACAAAGACCGGUGCUUGGGCGUACCCUGUGUCCAAGGUGCUUCUGGAGAAGGCGGCGUGCGCGUUCGCGCUGGAGCAUGGCAUCAGCCUGGUCACUGUGUGCCCCGUCGUCACGGUGGGCGCGGCGCCCGCGGCGAAGGUCAACACCAGCGUGCCCGACAUCCUCUCCCUGCUGUCCGGCGAUGAUGCGAGGAUCAGCAAACUUGAGUUCAUCGAGAGGGUGACCGGCGCGAUCCCGAUGGUCCACAUCGACGACCUCUGCCGCGCCGAGCUGUUCCUCGCCGAGGAAAAGGCGGCGUCGGGGCGGUACAACUGCGGCAGCGUCAACACCACCGUCGUGGGGCUCGCCCGCUUCCUGGCGGCCAAGUACCCGCAAUACAGUGUCAAGACCGACCGGUACGCCGGUCUCACCGAGAAGCCGAGAGUCUGCAUUUCGUCGGCGAAGCUCGUCGGGGAAGGGUUUGAGUUCAUGUAUAAGACCCUGGACGAGAUAUACGACGACGUCGUCGAGUACGGUAGGGCCUUGGGAAUCCUUCCGUGCUAGUAUGAUGGAUGAUCUUAGAAUCAAACGACGCGCUUGCAUGGAAAACAGGCUUAGCCUCCUUUUUCUUACUGGAUAAUAAGCUUAGCCUCCUAUAAAAGUAUAUGAUGAAAUGUGGGUGUUAGUUCAUAUGAAAAGGAUUUGUAAAACAUUAUGGAAAGUGAUAUAUGGAAUUAUGAAGGUUCUCUAGAA